CGAAUGCGCUAUCAAACUACACCGAGGGCCAAGAGCGCGAGAGAUAGAGAGCGAGAUAUCUAGGGUUUCGUUUCAUCCCCAGCUUCUUCAUCUUCCUUUUCGAGACAGAAGAUGGCAGAUGCCGAGGAUAUUCAGCCUCUUGUGUGUGACAAUGGAACUGGGAUGGUCAAGGCUGGUUUUGCUGGAGAUGAUGCUCCAAGGGCUGUGUUCCCUAGCAUUGUUGGUCGCCCAAGACAUACCGGUGUAAUGGUUGGCAUGGGUCAGAAAGAUGCAUAUGUUGGAGAUGAGGCUCAAUCCAAGCGUGGUAUCUUAACACUGAAAUAUCCAAUUGAACAUGGAAUUGUGAACAACUGGGAUGAUAUGGAGAAAAUAUGGCAUCACACGUUCUACAAUGAACUUCGUGUGGCUCCGGAAGAGCAUCCUGUUCUCCUUACUGAGGCCCCUCUUAAUCCCAAGGCUAAUCGUGAGAAGAUGACUCAGAUUAUGUUUGAAACCUUCAACACUCCUGCUAUGUAUGUUGCCAUUCAGGCUGUUCUUUCUCUUUAUGCUAGUGGUCGCACAACAGGUAUUGUGCUGGAUUCUGGGGAUGGUGUCAGCCACACAGUUCCAAUCUAUGAAGGAUACGCACUUCCACAUGCAAUACUUCGUUUGGACUUGGCAGGCCGUGACCUUACUGAUGCUCUCAUGAAAAUUUUAACCGAGCGUGGUUACUCUUUCACCACAACAGCUGAGCGUGAAAUUGUGCGUGACAUGAAGGAAAAACUAGCUUAUAUUGCUCUGGACUAUGAACAGGAACUGGAGACUGCCAAAACCAGCUCAUCUGUGGAAAAGAGCUAUGAGCUUCCUGAUGGCCAGGUGAUUACCAUUGGUGCCGAGAGAUUCCGCUGUCCUGAGGUUCUCUUCCAGCCCUCAAUGAUAGGAAUGGAGGCUGCUGGCAUACAUGAGACCACAUACAACUCCAUCAUGAAGUGUGAUGUCAAUAUUAGGAAGGAUCUAUACGGUAACAUUGUUCUCAGUGGUGGGUCUACUAUGUUCCCUGGUAUUGCUGACAGGAUGAGCAAGGAGAUAACAACAUUGGCACCUAGCAGCAUGAAGAUCAAGGUGGUAGCUCCACCAGAGAGAAAAUAUAGUGUUUGGAUUGGAGGUUCUAUUUUGGCUUCCCUCAGCACUUUCCAGCAGAUGUGGAUUUCCAAGGCAGAGUACGACGAAUCUGGCCCAUCCAUUGUCCACAGGAAGUGUUUCUAAAUACUGAGAGAAUGAAAGAGUGAGGUGCAGAACAUUGCUGGAAAUUUUUGCUUGUUUCUUUUUCCUUUCUUUCCUCAUAUUUUCAUGUUUAGCUUGGACAAGGUUGCAACCAAUUUAUUCAUUAUUUUUCAACUUAUUUUCCUAUUGACAUUUGAGAAGAUUGUGAUGCUCUGUUCUUUGAGCAGUAGCUUGUUUUCUGUUGCCUUAAAUUUGUGUAUUAGUGAGGGUCCACAUCUUAAGUUUUCUCCAAUAAUCAAUUAUUUCUC
Molecule: messenger RNA, 1511 nt
Organism: Dioscorea cayenensis subsp. rotundata (Guinea yam)
Lineage: Eukaryota; Viridiplantae; Streptophyta; Magnoliopsida; Dioscoreales; Dioscoreaceae
Product: actin-like
Exons: 5
Coding region: 112-1245 (377 amino acids)
Cellular component (GO): cytoplasm
Source: RefSeq, a predicted model, not a curated record